UAGUCGCUGUCAGAGCAUUGUAGCUUUUUAGGACAGCGACAAAGGAAUCCAACCGCGAGUGGAAGAAAACCAUCACAAACUUACACUUUAACGUCAAGCCGAGUCUUGUUGUUGUUGUUAUUGUUUCUGUUUUCAUUAUGAAAGCCAUCAGUCCCGUCCGCUCGGUGAGGAGCUGUUACAAGGCCGUGUGCUGCAUUUCGGAGCAGAGUCUCGCCAUCAGCCGGAAUAAACACUCGUGUCUGGAGGAGCCGGUGGGCGCCCUGUGCGACAUGAACGACUGCUACUCUAAGCUGAAAGAGCUGGUGCCGAGCAUCCCGCAGAACCAGUCGGUCAGCCAGGUGGAGAUCCUGCAACAUGUUAUCGACUACAUCUUCGACCUGCAGAUCGCGCUGGAGGCGGAGGACACAGCCACGCCGGAGAUGGUUUUGUCAAUAAAGACUGCCGACCUUGCUCGCAAUUUCUCCAAAGAAGAAGGACGGUUGUGCCAUUAGGAUGAGGAUGGCAGAUCACGGUGCAGGGAAACACAUGUCUCCACUUCAUUCUGGGCAAGAGGACAAGAGGGGCAGAAAGGGUGGGAUAGGUAUUUGGGAGAGAAGGAGAAGGAGGAGGGAAGUGGAGGGUUUAAAGAAGAAAAGACGGAAAAAAUGGACUGUUUCCUAGAUGAGUGGGGAUCAACAGUGGUUCAUGAGCAAGAAAACAGACUCAUUCUUUGGCCCCUGGACAGACAAAUCAACACACCAAAGCAGAAGCCAGGAUUGGAAACUGAAAGUGACCGGCUUUGUAGGCCCUCCUCC
Messenger RNA from Etheostoma spectabile (orangethroat darter), 794 nucleotides. RefSeq names its product inhibitor of DNA binding 3 (gene id3). Gene Ontology annotation, molecular function: transcription regulator activity; protein dimerization activity. Gene Ontology annotation, biological process: negative regulation of transcription by RNA polymerase II; cell differentiation; circadian regulation of gene expression. NCBI's taxonomy places the organism in Eukaryota, Metazoa, Chordata, Actinopteri, Perciformes, Percidae. Gene Ontology annotation, cellular component: cytoplasm; nucleus. Bases 138 to 491 code for a protein of 117 amino acids. The record is from RefSeq and is a predicted model, not a curated record. The transcript has 3 exons.